AUGUCAUUCCGAUCUGUUGGCAUUAGGGAUCCUACCCGAACGGAGCCUAUUACGAUCGGUCAUGAAGGUUGUGGCCAUUUUGCAGCUGUCCAUCCGGAUGCAGAAGGAAAGGGAUUCGUGCCGGCCGAUACGGUAGGAUUCUUAUUCACCAAUGGGGCCUGCUUCGAGUGCGAGGGUUGUCAGGUCCAUAACACCCUCUGUCAACGGGGUAAUCCCUUCGUGGUGGGAUUUGCGUUUCCUGGCUUCUUCGCCGAGUAUGCCCUGGUCGACUGGCAAAAUGCAAUUCAUCUCCCCGAUCAGUGGGACCCUAAGUCGAGCUCGGCAUUGUUCUGUGCGGGCCUGACUGUAAUUGAGGCGGGUGGCCUCGGCCAGCUCGCUACUCAGUUUGCAAAGGCACUGUCAGCCAAAGUUAUUGCAAUUGGCGUCAAUGAUUUGACUCUUCAGGUCUGCAAAGAACGAGGCGCGGAUUUCGUGUUUAACUCCAGGACGGACGCAGCAUAUGCACAAAGGAUCAAAGAACUAACCAAUGGUGGUGUCCAUGCCGCUGCUGUGUAUAGUGCAGCUAUACUGGCUUACAUCUUAGCCGUGUCGGGUCCUGAAUCCUACCGGCCUUCUGAUAGUCGUCGGUGUCACACAUGA
This is a messenger RNA of Cladophialophora psammophila CBS 110553, 639 nucleotides long. RefSeq lists its product as uncharacterized. Lineage: Eukaryota; Fungi; Ascomycota; Eurotiomycetes; Chaetothyriales; Herpotrichiellaceae. The transcript has 2 exons. The coding region runs from base 1 to 639 and encodes 212 amino acids. The record is from RefSeq and is a predicted model, not a curated record.